GACGUCGAAUUGGGCUGUUUGUUCUGGAUUCAGGGGUGAGGAAGACCUGCGCGCGCUGACAACCGACAGAAGAAGUGUUGUGAUUCCUUGCCCUUCUACAGCUCUGUCUCAGACCCCCUCUACUCCCCUCGUCAACCAACCAACCAACCAACCAACCAACCAACCAACCAACCGAAGACUGGCCGGUCUCUCUGUUUCUCUCUCCCCACCAGUGUUGUGAUUCCUUGUCCUUCUACAGCUCUCUCUCUCUCUCUCAUACCCCCUCUACCCCCCUCGUCAACCAACCAACCAAAGGAAGACUAGCCCCUCUCUCCUGCCUCCCUCCAGGUCACUACUCCACCCCUCCAUUCUGAGAGACAUGACACUCCCUCUGGACUAGACCAAGCCUGCACCACAACAGACAAACAUAGAGUCCAGCGUUUUGUGUGAUGGCCUGAGAGGGCUUCCAAGUCUAGCCUGCCUCCUCUCCCGGGUCCAAACUGUCUGACUGGGACUCUCCCCCUCCCCGCCUGCUACGCCCUGCCUCCGUUGCCAUGGGAGACGGCCUGGAGGCGGGCAGCAGCCUAGACCCCGCCCCCCGCUCCCUCUCCUGUAACCCCCCGCCCCCCGAGACAUGGAACCCCUCGAGGCCUAAACGACAGACCAACCAGCUACAGUACCUGUUGAAGGUGCUGUUGAAGACGCUGUGGAAACAUCACUUCUCAUGGCCCUUCCAGGCUCCCGUAGAUGCCAUCAAACUCAGCCUGCCUGAUUACUAUCAGAUCAUCAAGGUUCCUAUGGACAUGGGGACCAUCAAGAAGAGACUGGAGAACAGCUACUAUUGGAAUGCCCAGGAAUGUAUACAGGACUUCAACACCAUGUUCACCAACUGUUACAUCUACAACAAGCCUGGUGACGACAUAGUGUUGAUGGCAGAGGCUCUAGAGAAGAUGUUUCUUCAGAAGAUCUCUGAGAUGCCCCAGGAGGAGACUGAGAUCCCCAUGGUUACCAAGGGGCGGAGGGCGGGGCAGAGAGAAGCAGGUUUCCUGUCUAAGUCUGACUCCGGCCAGGAUUCAUCUCCCUCCUCCACCCCCCACACCCGAGGUUUCUCCUCCCCGUCGCCGGGCCCUCAGACUCGGGGUCUCCCCGUAUCCCAGGGGCCCCCCACCCUCCCCCUCGCCCUCCCCCCUCAGACCCAUCCCCCUCGCGUUCCCCCCACCCCUCCCUCCCACGCCCCCCAGCUGGGACCCCCCUUCCCCGUCAGCCCUCUGGAUGUCCUGGCCCAGGGCCUCACCCACGUACCCCACCACCCCCCAGCCAACCCAGGCCUUCACCCUGCUGCCCCACCCAUCCUCCAGAGCAUCGCACCCCCAGCUAAGCAGAGGAAGAGCCAGAAGAGGAAGGCUGACACCACCACGCCCACCGCCAACGACCAGCUCAGUGAGUCGUCUCCCGUGGCGACAGAGCCCCCCCGCCCCCGCCGCGAGAGCAGCAACCGCCCGCUGAAGCAGCCCAAACGAGAGCCCGCCCAGCCCGACUCCCAGCACCACCUGGGGCUAGGCGGGGGGGUCCCUGGGGGCGGAGCGUUAACGAGUCAUAGCGGGAGCCCCAAGCGCCAGGAGCAGCUGCUGUUCUGUGGGAGUCUGAUCAGAGACAUGUUGUCUAAGAAACACAUUGCCUACGCGUGGCCGUUCUACAAGCCUGUCGACGCGCACGCCCUCGGCCUCCACGACUACCACCACAUCAUCAAACACCCUAUGGACCUCGGAACCGUCAAGGAUAAGCUGGACAGCAGGCAGUACAGAGAUGCUCAGGACUUUGCUGCUGAUGUCCGGUUGAUGUUCUCCAACUGUUACAAAUACAACCCCCCAGACCAUGACGUGGUCAAUAUGGCACGCAAACUACAGGACGUAUUUGAGAUGCGCUUUGCCAAAAUGCCAGACGAGCUUGAGGAGACGGCCCCCCUCCCCUCCCCAGCCCUCAAACCUCUCCCCAUCCCCUCCCCUGCCCUCCACCCCCUCCCCGUCCCCACCCUCCACCCCCUCCCCACCCCCUCAGCCAAACAGCCCCCAGCCCCCCGACCCCCCUCCUCCUCCGAUGACAGCUCCUCCUCGUCGGAAUCAGAAUCCUCCGAGGGAGGUUUGGAACACGAGAGAACACAGAGACUGGCUGAACUACAGGAACAGCUCAAAGCUGUUCACGAACAGCUGGCCGCUCUGUCCACGCCCCAGGCCACCAAGCCCAAGAGAAAAGAGAGGGAGAAGGAGAAGAAGAAUAAAGACAAGUACAAGAAGAAGAUAGGAGGGGAGGAGCCACUGGAGAUCCCUCCCCCUGCCAUCCUCCAGCCAAUCAGAAAGAGCAAAAACAGCAAGGAGCCGGUGACCACGCCCAAGAAGAUCAAGAAACCGAGUAAAAAAGAAAGUAUGAAGAACAGUCGUCCGGGCGCCCCACAUCAGACCGGCUCCACCCCCCUUGCCCCCUCAGCCUCGCUGGAGGCAGAAGAUGACACGAGUGUGUUUGUGGGCGGGGCAGCUGACAGGUGUAAGCCAAUGUCCUACGAGGAGAAACGCCAGCUCAGUCUGGACAUCAAUAAACUUCCCGGCGACAAGCUUGGCCGCGUCGUCCACAUCAUCCAAUCACGAGAGCCAUCGCUCAAGAACACCAACCCAGACGAGAUAGAGAUCGACUUUGAGACGCUGAAACCCUCGACGCUCCGAGAGCUGGAGAAAUAUGUCUGGACCAGCCUUAGAAAGAAAAAGAAAUCCCAGCCAGCAGUAGAGAAGGCUCUGGAGGUGACCAGUGUGAUGAAGAUGAAGACGGGAUCUUCAUCAGGCAGCAGUGACUCCUCUGACAGCGACGACACAGGGCUGGCCCCCCAGCAGCAAAAGUCCUCCUCUAGCAAUAUAUACUGUAAGAGACCCCACCAGUCCAGCAGGGGCGGGGUCAGCAUCACUGCCCCUCUGGACCCCUCCUCCCCCCAGACCCCCCUAGUUCAAUCCAAACCCCCCCAGCAGCAGCAUCAACACCCCUUCGCCCCCCCUCCUCCUCCCUCCAUCCCCACUGUCCCCGUGACCUCUCUGGACUCCUCUUUGACCUUUGACCCCCUAGCUCACUUCCUGGCCCCCCAUCUUAGCCAGCAGGUGGGGGAGCCCCCCCGUAAUGAACUGGGUGCCCCUGCCGCCGGACCCCCCCACCUCAACGCUACCAACACACACACACACCCGGCCACACACACCUCUGAGAGCACACAGCCCUUCCUCAACCACCAGGCCGUCAUGCCCUCCGUCAUGCUCUCCCCAGCACUCCACAACGCUCUCCCCCAGCAGCCGUCCCGCCCCAGCAACCGAGCGGCCCCCAAACCCCCUCAGCCUCCCCCCUCCUCCCUCCCCCCUCCACCGCCUCCGCUCCUCCUCCCCCCAGCCCUCCCUCCACAUUCCCCAACCCUCCCUCCCCAUUCCCCAACCCUCCCUCCCUCGCCCUUGUCUCCCCUCUCCCCCCACCCCCCACGGAAUCCUGGGGUCUCGGCCCAACCCCCUCAAGCCCUAUUUGAGGACGACGAGGAGGCCGUGCCCACUAACUCUGAAACCCCUCCCCUCCCGCUCAGCCAGAUGCACAUGUACCUGCAGUCGUCUCGGCCCCCGGCACACACACACUCCCACACACAGUCUCCUGAGCGGGUCCAGUCUCAGCCCAUGUCCCGGCCCCCGGCCCACACACAGUCUCCUGAGCGGGUCCAGUCUCAGCUCAUGUCCCGGCCCCCGGCCCACACACAGUCUCCUGGGCGGGUCCAGUCCCGGCCCCCGGCCCACACACAGUCUCCUGGGUGGGUCCAGUCUCAGCUCAUGUCCCGGCCCCCGGGCCACACACACUCUCCUGGGUGGGUCCAGUCUCAGCUCAUGUCCCGGCCCCCGGCCCACACACAGUCUCCUGGGCGGGUCCAGUCCCGGCCCCUGGCCCACACACAGUCUCCUGGGCGGGUCCAGUCCCGGCUCCCGGCCCACACACAGUCUCCUGGGCGGGUCCAGUCCCGGCCCCCGGCCCACACACAGUCUCCUGGGCGGGUCCAGUCUCAGCUCAUGCAGGCCAUGCAGACUCAGUCACAGGCAGCGGCCGCUCCAACCCAGCAACAGCAGAGGCUCGCAACACAUCCUCACUCACACCCUCACACACACCCUCACUCACACGCUCACACACACAUGCAGCAGGCGGGACAGGGGAUGUCGUUCCCCCAGCAACAGAGCACCAUGCACCCGGCACAGAAAGGGCUCAAGCAGAUACUACAUCCACAACCAUCACCACGGAUCAAAACUGAGCCUUUCAAUACAGGUCCUCUGAGGGAGAGCCCCUCCCCUCUGAUGAUACAUUCUCCCCAGAUGCCUCAGCUCCCACCAAUGAGACAGUCCCCUUCCCAGCCCAAGAAACCUAACCAAAGGGUGAAAGAGGAGAAGCCGCUCCCCUCCCCGGUGCUGCCCCCCUCCCCCUUCAGCCCCACCCAGCGACACCACAAACCACAAGACAACAAACACACACACAGAUCAGAUGUGAAGCUAUUGGACGGUUCUCGUCCUGGGCUCCGCCUCCCGGACUCCCCGGCCCCUUCCCAUCAGGACAGCAAACUGAAGCAAGAGGCUAAAACUCCCAUCACCGCCAAGAAGACACAGGAUGUGAAGUUAAAGAACAUGGGUUCCUGGGCCAGCUUGGCCCAGCGUUCUCAGUCUACCCCCGCCUCCGCUGUCCGCUCGUCUAGCGACAGCUUCGAACAGUUCCGUCGCGCCGCCCGAGAGAAGGAGAGAGAGAAACAGCUAAAAGCACAGGCCGAGCAGGCCAGGAGAGAGCAGGAGAAACUACGUAGCCGUGACGACGAGGACUCUGUGGAGCAGCAGGGGAGGGGGCGUGUCCAGGAGGACACUCGCCGUCGCCAGGAGCAACUUUCGCCUCAAGCCCCCACGCCCCCCGCCUCAACCCCUCCCGCCGACUCCCCACAGGCCCCUCCCACUCAACAGGCCCCACCCCCACCCUCGGCCGCAGCACAGAACGCCAUGGACCAGCAGAGGGAGCUGGCGAGACGCCGCGAGCAGGAAAGGAGGAGGAGAGAGGCGAUGGCGGACACCAUUGACAUCAACUUCCAGAGCGACUUGAUGGCCAUCUUUGAAGAGAACCUUUUCUGAGAGAGAGAUUGAGAAAGGAGGAGAGGGAGAGAAAGAGAUAUGAACUCUACCUUAUCCCACCAUGGCUGGGAUUUCACACACAACACCCUCCCCUCCCUCCCUCUCUUUGAUUAGAGACCCCAGACCAGGAUGUGAGCUCCAGAGACUUGAAGGAGACUGAGGUGAGGUACAGUAAUAAGGUGGAGCCCCCCCCCCCCCCAGCGGUGGGGACCGGGAGUACAACUUCCACUUUUUGCAAUUUCAGAUGCGUUUUUUGUGUCUAACUGCCCGUUUAUCGUUGAUGAUUGGUUGUCGCCGUGGGCAAUGGUGAAACCGGAUACCUAUGGAUAAACAGAUAUUUGAACUCCUCUUGUAUUCUGAAAUGAAACCGAGGGAGGAGGGGAGGACUGAGAACUAUUACCUGAAAAUAAAGAAGAAAAAAGAGGGUUUAAUGGAGAAAGAAGGAGAAGAUGAAUACCUGUUCUUCUAAUGUGCGAGAGGGAGGGGCGGGCGAGAGGAUGGACAGACUUCUUUCUCUUUGAUUCAUUUCUCUCUUAAUCUAGUAUUUUUCUCUCCCUGUUUUUUGAUGUUGGGUUUUAAGCGGGGUGGGUGAGGAGAUGGGGAGGGAGAAGUGGGCGGGCUGUGUGUGUUAUCAUGUUUGCGUCCCAAAAGGGCACCCUAUUCCCUUCAUAUAGUGCACUACUUGUGUCCAGGGCCCAUGGGGAUCUGAUCAAAAGUGGUGCGCUAUAUAGGGAGUAGGGUGCCAUUUGGGACGUAUCCUCUGAGAUGGGUUCAGUUUCUCUCCGGACAGCAAGAUGAACACCGGGGUCACACCCCAGCACUAUAAAGAAGCACCCUUCCUUCCUUCCUUCCUUCUCACUCUCCUUGUUCUUUGUGACAUCACUGACUUGACACAACUUGAAAGUGUAAAAGCUUGAACUCCAUUUUUUCAGUCAUGUCUGAUUCAUUGAUUAUUUCAAGAAAGGAGGCAGAGAGGGAAGAAAGGAGGGAAAGAGGGGAAAAGAGGAAGGAUGAGUGAAGAAGAGAGGGAAGGAAGAGAGGGAGGGCUGGGUACAUUUUAAAGGUGUUGGAAUGUGGCUCUUGCCUUACAGCUCUGACCUGUAAAUGAACACACGCCACAGAUUAUAUAUAUAUAUAUAUAUAAAUAGAUGCAUAAAUAUAUAUUAUAUACGAUGAAAAGUCCCUAAAAAUAAUUGGAUUAUGUUGUUGGGAGGGAGAACGGCUUAUCUGCCUUGUGCUCAAUUCCCUUUUGGUUUUUUAGAGAAUUCACUGUAAAAAAAAUAAAAAUAAUUUAAAAAAAACAUUUUUUAUGAUGCUAUAAAAAAUAGUUUUGUCUUGUUCAUAACCUCCUUUCUCUUAUCCUGUUUUUCUCUGUAUCAAGUUCAGAUAUUCAAGAGUUUAAAGGCCUCUGUUUUUAUUUAAAUACCAAAUAAUUUCUGGGUAACAAUUAGGUAUGUUACUGUGAUUGUUUUCAGUUAAAAUGGCCAAAAAUAAACAAAAAUAGAUUCUUAGCAAAGAGUAAUUUCUCAAGCAAGAAUUUUGCUAGGACUGGGAGUGGUCUGAGUGGGGAGGGGGAAACUGAAAAGUAGCUGUUAAUGACAGAGAGGUUUGGAACUCUUUCUUAUUGGUCUAUCAACGAAUUUAUCACAUGGUGAUGUCACCAGGCAGGCCAAAACUCCAUCCCACCAAAACAGGCUGAUUUUUCUUUUCAAACAGCUCUUACACUAAAAGGGCAUUAUCAUCAUUUUCAUAAUUUCACAGUAUUAUUCCAACCUUAUAGUGUGGAAAUAUAUAUAAAACACAGGAAAAUCACGCUUUUGACUGCACUGGCCUAUAACUACUUAACUUUGUUCUACUGUUCUGUAGCUACAUCCACCUGCUACUACACUUCCUUUCUUUUCUUCUUUAGCUUCUUACUCAUUUUCUUUUUUAUUCACUUCCAUUUGUUAAUCUCUCUCCUGUCAUCAUCUUCCUCUACCAUCCGUAUCAUAGCUUUUAUUUCGUUUUUAUUCCCUUCCUGUUUUUUGUUUAAAAAAAAAUAAUUGCUAUGUUUUUAGUUUCUGUGGUAACAGUCGGGGUUGUUGUCAUGUGCCAUAGCUGUAAGUGUUCUGGGGGCGUGGCCUGCGGUGUUGUCAUGUCCAGAUAUACAUCAAACCCCUGUAUACAGCUCUACAUACACUAUCUGUUCCUUUUAUUCUUUUUGGGAUGUUUUUAUUUAAUUUUGCCCCUUUUUCAUAUUUGACGGUUGUUUGUUUUGUUAUGUUUCUUGUCAUUGUUUUGUUUUGAAUCACCGGUUGGUAUGUUGGUGAGUGAGGUGUUAAGGUAGAUGGAUACAUUCUGUUCUGAUUAUGGAGUAAAACAUCUCUUUUUUCAAAAAAAAGAAAAGUAUUAAAAUGAUCUAAAAAAAUGA
Messenger RNA from Salmo salar (Atlantic salmon), 7557 nucleotides. NCBI's taxonomy places the organism in Eukaryota, Metazoa, Chordata, Actinopteri, Salmoniformes, Salmonidae. The record is from RefSeq and is a predicted model, not a curated record.